This is a messenger RNA of Sitophilus oryzae (rice weevil), 3670 nucleotides long. It is a transcript of the gene Frmd5, whose product is annotated as FERM domain-containing protein 5. Gene Ontology annotation, cellular component: cytoskeleton. The transcript is spliced from 8 exons. Gene Ontology annotation, molecular function: cytoskeletal protein binding. The coding region runs from base 146 to 1849 and encodes 567 amino acids. The record is from RefSeq and is a predicted model, not a curated record. NCBI's taxonomy places the organism in Eukaryota, Metazoa, Arthropoda, Insecta, Coleoptera, Curculionidae.
UCAACCUUGUCAGAAUCUGUGGUCAGAAUGUGUGUCGUACAAUUUCUGUAAAUUUUAAUUUGUUUUUAAAUGUUUUUGUAAUGUUAGCUGUAAAACCGUCUGUGAUUUUAAAAAUCGUUUGAUAUCGUCCUUUAUUAUAUGAAAGAUGUUAAAAUUUGGUUCGAAACAUGACAGCAAUAUCGUGUAUAAAUGUACUGUACGUCUUCUGGAAGAUACAGAAUUCCUCGAAUGCGAAUAUAAAAUAUAUAAUAAAGGAAAACAUCUAUUAGAUUACGUUUGCCAACAGCUAAACCUUGUCGAACAGGACUAUUUGGGCCUUAGGUAUGUGGAUAAUCACGGUCAAAGACACUGGUUAGAUUUAGCAAAGUCUAUAUAUAAGCAAGUUAAGGAUUUAGACCCGGUAUUGUUCAGUUUCCGGGUAAAGUUUUACCCACCUGACCCUUUCCGACUUAAAGAAGAAAUUACAAGGUAUCAGAUAUUUUUGCAACUAAAAAGAGAUUUGCUACAUGGACGUUUAUAUUGUGGAACCAGUGAGGCAGCAAUGCUAACAGCAUUGAUUGUUCAAGGUGACUUAGGAGACUAUGAUCCAGAUAUUCAUGUAGGUAAUUAUGUCUCAGAUCUCAAAAUCCUACUAAAACAAACAGAGACUAUUGAAGAAAAGGCUAUGGAAAUUCAUCAGAAGCAAUUAAAAGGCCAGGAUCAGUCACAAAUUGAAAGUAGCUUUUUGAAACUUGCUUGUCAGCUUGAUACUUAUGGGGUAGAUCCUCAUCCCGUUAAGGGCUUAUUACAGGAUCACAAAGGCACUCAACUUUAUUUGGGCAUAAAUUUUAGUGGUAUUCUUACAUUUCAAGGCAGUAGAAAGAGUCACCAUUUUAGAUGGCCUGAUAUUCAGAAAAUUAAUUACGAAGGAAAAAUGUUUAUUAUUCAUUUAAAUUAUAAUGAGAAAAAACACACUGUAGGGUUCAAAUGUCCUACUGGAGCUGCUUGUAGACAUAUUUGGAGAUGUGCAAUGGAGCAAAUGUUGUUUUUUACUUUACCAACUAGCUCAGACGCUCCAUCAGUGGUAUCGGGUGGAGGCUUCUUUUCUUUCGGGACAAAAUUUAAAUACACUGGGAGAACAGAAAGAGAAAUUUUAGAAGACACUGGAUCGCCCACCAGGAAAGAACCUACUAUCCAGAGAACGUCCAGUAUGCGAAGGAAAGCAUCUAGUGUACCUGCCACCCCAUCUACACCUUUACAACCUCAUUUAGGUUAUAGUAGUUUGCCGCGUUCAAGUCAUUCGGAUGUCGGGGGUUCCCGCAUGGAAUGUAGCAGUAGCAUAGGCCUGCUUUCAGGCUUGGAUGGUAAUCCUGGACAAGGAUAUAGUGAUGUAGCUGCCUUAGAAACCGUUUGUGAAGAUCAAGAAGCAAUAAGUGGACGAAAAUUACGCACCACAGUACUUAAGGAUGAUUCAAUAGACAGAUUUAGUGACUAUUAUUUCCGCGAUUCCUUCGAACAUUCGUCCUCCGAAUCUCAACUGAUCGAUAACAACUAUCGAUACGAUACGACCAAUCCGUCACACCGCUCUAGUAGAAGUCAAACGCCCUUAUCCAACUCCCAAAUUGACGGAAGGCCCUGUACAUCGAACAGUACGCAACCAACGAACCAAGGGAAUAGAGAUACGCGGAAAAUUAGCGCUUUUGCACCUGCAAUCUUACUGGUCGCCGUUCUACUACUUACAGCUACCGUAGUUCUGUUAGAAACGGAUUAUCUAGGUAGUAUACAGGAGGUUCCGGAGAUUGUGGCGCUAAAAUACCAUGUGUAUGAGCCAAUCAAGACGUACUUUCGUAGCAAGCUGCCUUUUUCUUAAAAUUCACCUAAAAAGCUGUUAAUUCAUUUAGCAUUAAAGUAUUUUGUUUAAUACUCUAAAACCAGGACGUACAGUUGCUAGUUUUAUUCCUAGAAACAAAAUUGCACUUUCUGGUAAUCAGUUUCUGAGAUUAUAUUCGAAUUUCUUUUGAAAUAUUGAAUCAAACUCAAUUUUUAUCGAUCUCUAUUACUAAAAGUAAAGAAUCAGACUUCUAAAGUAAAUUUGUAUUAGAAAAAAAUACUGAGAAUAUUGUUUUUAGGAACAGACCAUUUAUUUACGUACUUAUUUGUUUGUUAUAACUUAUAUCGAAUAUUCUAUUUUACCAAAAAAUCUAUUUUUAUGUACUUUUUUAUAUACAUUUUUUAUUUUUUUAUCUAUUUUAUUUAUGCGUUUUUUUUUAUUUAGUAUUUUUUAUAUUUUAAUCAAGUUUAGUCCUUAGCCUGCGUGAGUGGGUUAAUUCUUCCUUAUUAUUUAUGUAAAAAGCAAUAAUAACAAACACAUCUUGCGCGCACUUGCACUUGAUAAUAAUAAUAUUUUUAAAAAAUACUGGAGCAAACCAGAUAUUUUAAAAGUGGCAGUAGCACAUUAUACAUAUAGUUCAUUUAGUUAAUUUUAUUACAUUUUUUUACAUUGGUUAUUACUUCUUAAUUAAUAGAUUUUAGCAAACUAAUUGAUGAAAACGAAAAGUUAAAAGUAUCGCUUAAAAUUCGUAUAGUGUGUUUUUUAGAAGAGUUACGAGAUUAUUAAUUAUUUUAUAUAAAAAAUUUCAAGGGUUCCAUGAUAGCGACUAGAAGAUUUGAUUGCACAUUUUAUGUAGUGUGUCUUAUUUACAUUAAUUGAUACAUUAGGUCAAGUGAUGCACAAAUAAAAGGAUGGACAGUAAAAAUAUGAACGGUUUAUGAGUUUCGUCUUUUUAAGAUAAAUCUGUGAUCUUUUUCAAUCUGCUGCUUUAGAAAUAGUUUAAAAGAAAUGUACAAAAUAGGACCCUCAAUCAAAACCAAAAAAAAAAAAAUAAAUGAAAAUAAAAUAUUUCCUAUUUUUUUGGGGCUUCAGGUGUCAAAAGUUUGCUUUAUUUUUUUAAACCUUGCUGCAAUAAUUCAGAUAAUAUAUAUCUGUAGCAGGGAGUACAAAAGAAAAAUAUUACAAGCUUUUGAAUAAAUAUAGGUAAUUCUAAAUCAGAGGUAGGCAAUAUUAAUUUAUAUUGUAUAUACUUACAUACAUAAUGAAAUUUAUUAUCAGGAUUUCAAGCGAAUUAUUUUGUGUAUGUAUCUAUGUCCAAUAAGGAAUAUUUGCUUAUUUCAAAAUCUAAAAUACUUGCACACGCUUUUUACAAUACAUUUAUUUUUAACAUACACUCAAUUGCAUCACAAUAUAAUAUAAAAUCAAAAGUAUUUUUUAUAUUUGUAAUAAUUUAAGGGGCCAUAUUAUUGAAUGCCACGGGAUAUAUUUAUUUAUUUUUGUGAUUUUCUUUAGUGGGGUAUAAUGUUUAUCUCUGAUCUAAUUUAUAUUUUUGCGGGGUGUUAUAGACUGAUGAAAAAAUAAUGAAAUAAAAGUCUGUCUUUUCUGAGCAAUAAUAGAAUAAACAGUACAGUAACUGUAUUAUGUAUAUGUUAUUUUUAAAUAUUUUUAAUCGUCUCGUGGUGUUUACUAUAAACUAAAAGCCAAUGUGGCGUUUUAUCUGGUUAUGUAUGAUCUGCAACAAGCUCCAACAUGUUUAUACUUUCACACAAUAAUUAUUUAAGUUAGCAUUUAAGAUAUGGUUGUUUUGUAAUAUUUUCUACAAGUCAACUUUUUGCCAAAUACAAACCUAAGUCAAUUAAA